AUGCCCCCCAAAGGCGCAAAACCCACGAGUGACGAGCUUCUCGCCCAGUUCGACAAUCUGGGCCUUGAGAGCACAACGGAACCCUCGACGAAGCCCGCAGCCACCACCGCAAAUACCGCUCCCCCGUCCGAUGAGGAUAUCUUGGCCGAGCUGGGAUCCCUAGCAGCCCAGCGCCCUGCCAGCCGGGCUGGAACCCCGCGGACAUCGACAAAUGAGCCAAGGCCAUCAACGAAAUCGCCCAAACCGGCGACACCUGCUGGCCGGUCGAGUGAGGACAAGCCCGCGCCUCGAAAGUCCGGGGAGAGUGGCCGACACAACAAAGCCGCAGAUGCGCAACCCGCUCCUAGCAAGGAACUGCCAGCUGAGGAAAAGACAUCUUCUAGUGGUGGCGGAGGCUGGUGGGGAGGAAUUUUCGCAACUGCGACGGCGACUGCUUCUGCCGCUAUGAAGCAGGCUGAAGCUGCCGUCAAGGAAAUCCAACAGAAUGAAGAAGCUCUGAAGUGGGCGGAGCAGGUGAGAGGGAAUGUCGGUGCACUAAGAGACUUGGGCGGCGAGCUCCGCAGCAUGGCUAUACCUACAUUUACUUCGCUCAUCCACACGAUUGCACCCCCAAUCUCAUCACACGAGCGCCUUCAAAUCCACGUUACACACGACUUGUCAGGAUACCCCAGCCUUGACCCCCUUGUUUACGCGGUCUUCUCUCGUGUUAUGUCCCAGGUUGAAGGAGGCGAUCUGCUAGUCAUCCAGAGAGGCCAGGAAUCCGCGCCCAAGCGUGGGCAGGACAACAGCGCAUCAACCGCAGGCUGGCGUGAUGGUCCAUGGUGGCGCACUGUCACUCCAGGGAAUCCCCGCAGCAUUUCGGCCGUGCCCGGCCUCGUGGAGGCAACCAAGCUUUGCCGAGCCAGCGCAGAGGGGUACGCGGCUGAAUUCUACGCCUCUAGAGGCGGGGUUGAAGAAGCCGCGAAGCAAGCCACCCAAGUGCUCAGCGAGACCAACCCUGUCCGGAGCAGCGACAUUUUCCUCGCCAUCCAAGCCGUCGCCCAGACAACCUCAGCUGCUGACCUCUUCCAGGCUGGCCCAACAACGGAAAAGGCCGUGCCGCAGGGUGUAGUUGAUGUACCCGACGCACCAGAAGAAGAAAUUGCCUUCGCCCUCUACCUCCACGACCCUAUCCACGGCAUCGCCUUUCACGCAGUCUCACAGGCCAUUCCCCAGAAAUGGAUCAACUGGCUAGACGCCUCCUCAGCUCCUGCACAUGACCCUGAGUCUGAGUCUGCAGAUGGCCACGUGCCCCGUGCCGUAGUUCCGGAAGACAUUGCUGAAAUCGUCGAAGGUGGUGGCGUCGACCCUCGCGAAUGGGCGGCUGAAUGGAUUGAGGAGUCCAUAUCGCUUGCUAUUGGCGUCGUCGCGCAGCGCUACGUUGCACGCAGGAUGGGCGUGGGUGAGGCCGCUGCUUCAAAAGGCAAGAUGCGUGCUGAGCAGGCAUCUGUUGUGGAGAGUGGAGCCGGGGAAGCUGCCCGGGCGCUGUGA
Messenger RNA from Aspergillus mulundensis, 1530 nucleotides. Its product is annotated as DUF5427 domain-containing protein MTC1. The record is from RefSeq and is a predicted model, not a curated record. NCBI's taxonomy places the organism in Eukaryota, Fungi, Ascomycota, Eurotiomycetes, Eurotiales, Aspergillaceae. Bases 1 to 1530 code for a protein of 509 amino acids. The transcript is spliced from 2 exons.